This is a messenger RNA of Penicillium digitatum Pd1, 7476 nucleotides long. RefSeq names its product Beige/BEACH domain protein. The record is from RefSeq and is a predicted model, not a curated record. Gene Ontology annotation, molecular function: protein binding. Lineage: Eukaryota; Fungi; Ascomycota; Eurotiomycetes; Eurotiales; Aspergillaceae.
AUGGCUCCGCCGGCUCCCCUCCACCCUCCCUCCCCCUCCGGAUCGACCGAACGAUUGGCCGAAGAGCUAGCCCCAACCAUUGGCCAGCUCAAGAGCAUCGGUGCAGGCACCACGAUCACUCUGUCCCAGGCUCAGUCGACGACCGAAUCUCUUCUCCGCCUACGCCAUACCUUCAUAGAUGAUGCACGUCCACGCACUGCCAAAGAUGCAUUCCGACAUCUCCAGGGCUUUCAAACGCUACUGGCGUUGGCAGACCGGGUAGCCGAACUCUACGAUCCGGUGCACAAAUCCACAGAGGAAAGAAAAAGCCUAUUGGGCAUUUUUAAAGAUGUCCUCGGUGUGUUGGCAGAGGGCCUGAAGGAUCAUUUUGGCAACAAGCGAUAUUUUUCUCGAAAGAUAGUAGGGGGAGGCAUUUCUGCACUGGAGCGAAGUUUGACUGCGCUGGUCAAGAAUAUAGACACCACUGAGGGUGACGCGCAACAUCUCUAUGGCGCUAUUUUGGCCGCAGCUUUGUGCCAGGAGACAGUGUCGGGUAUUUUUGUAACACUCAGCACCAAGUUUCCCCAUAAUAAGGGCUCUCUGUCCCCAAAAGACGUCCAGGAUGCCGUGGAUCAUUGCAUUGGAUCAGCUGAGACAGUGGAAGUGCCGGAACUACUUGGACCAUUCCUCCGUGUGUGGUUGAUUCACUCCUCUUUGUCAUCUGGAUAUGACUUGUUACGCCUCGCCUUGCCCGCAUGUCUCUGUCAAUUGGCCUCGCAGUCUCGGAGGAACGUCGUAGCCUUGCAUGCCACUGGUAUGCUCACUUCAAUUCUACCUCUCUCAUUCGAUGGUGCACGGUCAGACAGGGAAAAAACAAUUUACCAAGAUCUCGCCCAAUCUCUCAGCGUCCAGGGAAUGAGUAGCUUGGAUGAUGCUGUCGCCUUAUACCGCGGAGCGCAUGAGAACCCGCAAGUUCUAAAAGGCCUAUUGUCUGCUCUAAAAUCCUCCAAGGAACCUCCGUUAAUACAGUUCGAUAUGUCCCGCCAUGGGUAUUGUUCAGUCGAGUUUGCAACACUCGGUCGACCAUUCCCUCCUAUCAACUCCUCCGGCUACACUCUUGCAGUAUGGGCUCGUUUCGACGAGUUCGAUUCCAACACGCAUACUACUAUAUUUGGAGCAUUCGAUGCAAGCCAAACAUGUUUCAUUCUUGCCUACCUCGAAAAGGAUACGCGAAACUUCAUCCUUCAAACUUCCAUUCGAGGUUCCCGUCCUAGUGUUCGGUUCAAGUCGGCAAAAUUCGAGCUAAAUCGCUGGUACCAUAUUUGUGUUGUUCAAAAGAGACCGAAGCCAAUGUCUUCUUCCCGCGCAUCUCUUUUCAUAGACGGCGAGUUUGUGGAACAACUGAAGAUCGAAUACCCAUCCGUUCCUAUAGGCCAAUAUCCAAGCAAACCAUUUCGCGUGCAGGCGUUCUUUGGCACCCCUCAAGACCUGGCAAUGCGUCUAGGAAAAGACGUGUCCACUUCCCGAUGGUCUCUUGCGAAUGGAAUCCUUUUUGAUGAGGCUUAUAGCGACGACAUGGUAGCUGUUUUCUACAACCUUGGGCCUCGGUAUUAUGGGAAUUUCCAGGAUUGCUUAGGCUCUUUUCAGACUUACAAGGCCUCUGCGACUCUUAACCUGCGGAACGAACAUCUUCACCCAGGUAAAGAGGAAGCCUCGGACAUUGUCACUGCCAUCCGUAAACGAGCGAGUACAUUGAUUCGUGAAAGCUCGAUUUUGAUCAAUGUCUCAUCUGUUGUCGUUCUUGAUGACGAUGAUAGUAACAAUGUUGACGAAUCACAGUUGAUAAAAUGUCUCUCGCGGCAAGCUGCCAAGAGUCUGCAACAGCUAACAAAGUCGGGCGGCAAUGCCAUCGCUGUCAACGGCGCCACUCCGGCUAUUAAUGACAGCUUAACACAGCCUCAAGGGGUCGGCAUCCUGACAGGCGAUCCCGUAGUUGCUGUUCCUAGGGCGAUGGAUGAUGCUAGUUGGUGUCUAGGUGGCUGCGCCGCGGUUCAUCUAAGCUUGAUCAAGGCGGCCAGGACUGCGGAAAGCACUCGAAUGGCUGUGGAAGCUCUCUACGAAGCAGUGCAGGACAACUGGAGAAACAGUGAGGCCAUGGAAAGAGAGAAUGGCUAUGGUAUUCUUGCUGCCUUAUUGCGGGAAAAACUUGGGUUCUACAUGGGAAAUUCCCCAACCGCGUUCAAAAUCCCGGUAGUUAGCACUGACCCCGAGGAGCUGGCUUCCUUGAUGCUUGAUCUCCUACGUUUGACUCUCGGAUUUGUUGGCUAUGACUUUGAAACCCCCACUCACUCCAUCAUCACGAACCCCCUCGCGUACCGUGUUCUGCUCGUGGACAUGGACUUCUGGCGGCUCGGAGAAUCUCAGGUGAUUGGAUUGUACUACUCUCAAUUCCGGACGUUUGCCGCCGACAGCAACUAUCGCCGAUUCAACGCCAGGCGUCUUGGUCGUAUGCGUGUCAGCAAAAAGCUACUGGAAACUUUGAAGGGGGGAGAGCUGACCGUAGAGUCUCUCCAGCCUUGCUUAUCGGCAUUCCGCUCGUUGAUGGAGAGCAGUCCUUCUCCCGAUCUUCUUCGAUCACUAUCUUUGUCCAUCACGUAUGCACUGCAUAAGCCAAAGACUCAAACAAAUCUCCAGAGAAAAAGGAGCAUUCGUUAUGUGGCCAUGUCGCCUCGACCUGCGUCUGCGAAGUCUGAAAGCAAUUUUAUCUCCAGCGUGACUUUGGGCAUUGAAAUGUUACGGCUGUACUCUUCCGUGUUGUGUAACCCGCAUGACCCUACGCCAUUGAGGAAAUUUGCUAAGGCCGUCACAAACAAGUGGCUACUUUAUCUCAUGUGCGAGGAUGAGCCCGAGGUUGUGAUACUUGCAACAAAGAUCCUGGCCCGUUUAGUCGUGGUUAUUGGCAGUGGAUACAGCAAGAAGUUCGCGGAGAAGAGUGGUGGAUACAUCAUUCUAGAACACCGUCUGCAGAGAUGGUGGGAUGUCCCCGCAUUGUGGCCUAUCUGCUUUUCUAUCCUUUUUGGUGUUGAUCAUGCCUUGCUGAAUCUCGACAAAGCCUUUGACCCGUCUGAGCUGCUCAAAGCUUUCUUGACCGAAAGCGAUGUGAAGGUCGUCUUCUCAGACAUGUUGCCAGUUAUUGUGAAUAUGUUGAAAAGUGGGGUGCGCAAUUUGACCAUGGGAAGUGAUGCGCAAGAAGACACCCAAUGCAACAAGCUUAAAUUGAACAGUCUCAAGUUUCCUGAUGAUACUCCCUCAGACCAGAAAAUCCAUGGGUUUGCCCUGGUCAAUUCGGUUGUUCAAUUCUUAGAAGAAGCACGUGUCAGGUCACCAAGCUUCCAGGAUUUCACUGCGCAAUCUACUUACGUGCAGGAGCUACUUUCUGUGCUCUAUCCCGUUGUUGUCGGUGCCGAUACCGUCAGCCCCAACACAGAACUGAAUUUCCGACACAGCGAACUCAUCUUCGAUGACAGCAACCUGGUACUACGACCGCGCUCUAGUACUAGCAACCCAUUGACAGCUUUGCAGACAACUAUGGUUGACUCCUUGGGCAGUUCCGAUGAAAACACUGGUUCUCUUAGACGUGGGUCAUCCUUCAUUUUAGUGCCUCCUGAUAAAUCCAAGCACCAGCCCUCUUCUGCACGGAUACGACGGUUCGUGAACCCAAAAUUUGUUGGAAAUGAAGCUGCCACCAGUCAUCCUAUCGUCAAGGCAGUCUUCAGGCUUGUGCUGGCUGUCUUCGAAGAUCAGCUUUUAGGGCGCAAAGACUUCUCGGGCCUUGGUCUAUAUCUGAAGACCCCGCCUGGCUUCCCGGAGCACCAGGCGUACUUUAAUUCUUGGGUUUUUAAUAGUGUGCUUUCAAAAUUGCAAGAUCUUCCUUUGGUUCAACCAGGUCUGCUUCAUGAAACACGAACACUUACGAACCUCGGGCGCUUCGCAACACAUUUGACAGAGGCUGUUUACGAAGGCUGGUUCAUUAAAGGGGCAUCAUCUACACUCGAAUUCAUCGGUACAAUUCUGGAGUAUCUCCAGCGCCCAGACAUAUCUCAGUUGAAAAGCAUUCGUUUAUGUAGCCAGGCUACCGCAACGAUUCGCUCGACUCUGUACAAAGUUGUCUUAUUUCAGCUGUCAGAAGCAGAUGACACCGAAACCGUGAUAUUGCUAAAUCAAUUGAACUACUGGCAGGUGGUCCUUCUCUCGGCGGCUGAAACCCAAUCGAAACAUUUACACCUGCUAUGCUAUCUGCUGUACACCAAACUAAUCAGCACAAAUGGUGCUCUCCGCUCAGCUGCUAUUCGCUUAUGGAGAAUCAUACUGGUACAAGCACCGGAUGAGAUAACAGCACUUCUCAGUCAUGGACCUGUCUCUCUCCAGCAUCGGUUGACUGAGGGAUUUGACGCACUUUCGGGAAUGGAUGACGAAUCAUUUUUGCAAUGGAUUGAUGACCAGCGCGACGGUCUGGAUUCCUUGUUCUUCGCUGUAAUCUCUCGAUUGUGGGACACCUUCGUCCACGAGGAGAACACAAGCGCCGAAGAUUCUGUCAGGUCUCGGAUAUCGAAGCGUAAAGACAAACUCAGACAAUGGGCUCAGAUCGAGAAAUUCGAUGAGGACAUGACGCGAAAGCACGAGUCUACUUUGCCACAUUGGAUCUCAAACAUUGCAGCAUCCGAGUUUUUGAAGUCUCAACGAUUCUCGCAAGAUCUUCAGGAUAGCACUACUUUCAUGUGGUCUGCUUUAUCCGACUUACUCCUUGACUUGCGACGACCCGGCGGCCUUCUCGUAGAAGAAAGGGAGCGGAGAUGGUGGCUGGACCAGACAGAAGGUCGCAGCCGUAUGCGUCUACGUCUGGUUCCAGAUGAGUCGGGCGAUCGACAGGACUAUCAGCCUAAGCGUAAAGCCUCCGAGCCCCCAGCAAUCAAAAUCGACACCCGUAUCCGUGCACUCUCAGAGGGUGAGACUUUGACGGUGCCUCUCCCAGGGGAUCCCUCGCCGAACGAUGAUGCCGACAACAGGAGCCUUAUGGAAGAUAACUUUGAGCUGAUUGACGAUCCCAAAAUUGAGCUCGAAGACUAUGAAGAUAGAAACCGGAAGGUGAUGCGAUCUCUUCAACGUGGCGAUCAAGUGCAAAGUGUGUGUAACCUUUCUCGAAUUAUUGGUCUAGAAGCAGUGGAAGGUAUUUCAAUAAUUGGCAAGGACUGCAUCUACAUCCUGGAUAAUUUCUUUCAAAGAGCAGAUGGCGAGAUUGUGAACGUCUGGCAAGCCCCCAAUGAGGAACGAGAUCCCUAUGUGCGCAUGAUUUCUGGUCGCGAAUCAAAUGACCCCCGCUCGCAGGAACAUGAGACAAGGAGUUGGAAAUGGUCUGAUUUGGUCAGCGUUUCCAAGCGUCGCUUCCUGUUCCGCGAUGUUGCUCUUGAAAUAUUCUUUACGGAUGGUACCAGCUACUUGUUGACAUUGCUUUCGGCUCGAGCUCGAGACGAUCUGUACAAUCAACUGGCUAUCAAGGCACCACAGGUCACCGGAAGCACUGGGCACUCGCGACCAGAAGACGUUUGGCGAUUCGAAACACUUCGCAGUCAAGACGAUGCACCACAGUCCCUCGGGUCUAAAUUUGCUAGUGUCUUUGGUCAUCUUCCGGCAAACCCGGCAACGCGAAAAUGGGUUAAGGGUGAAAUUUCCAACUUUCAUUAUCUGAUGUUGAUCAACACAUUUGCUGGGCGUACGUUCAACGACUUGACUCAAUAUCCAGUUUUCCCCUGGGUUCUGGCAGACUAUACGAGCGAGGAACUCGAUCUUGGAAACCCGGCCACAUUCAGAGACCUAUCUAAGCCUAUGGGUUGUCAAACACCGGAGCGAGAAAUGGACUUCCGUGAGCGUUACAAUGCUUUUGCUGAGAUAGGAGACGACAAUUCACCCCCUUUUCAUUAUGGAACACACUACUCUUCUGCCAUGAUUGUCAGCUCCUACCUCAUUCGGCUUCAACCAUUCGUCAAGUCAUAUCUUCUACUCCAGGGUGGCUCAUUCGAUCAUGCCGAUCGCCUAUUCUAUUCAAUCCGCAAGGCAUGGCAGUCGGCAUCGCGAGGGAACAUGACCGACGUUCGAGAGCUUACCCCUGAGUUCUUCUAUCUUCCGGAGUUUCUUGUGAACUCCAAUCAUUAUGACUUUGGUCUUCUCCAAAACAUGACCACGGCCAUUGACUCGGUUGAGUUACCACCUUGGGCAAAAGGCGAUCCCAAGAUCUUCAUUGCGAAGCACCGGGAGGCACUUGAGAGCCCAUAUGUGUCGAAGAACUUGCAUCGCUGGAUUGAUCUCGUUUUCGGCAGCAAGCAGAAGGGCGAGGCGGCUGUUGAGGCUGCCAAUGUCUUCCACCACCUCUCUUACAAAGGUGCCAAAGACUUAGAUGCCAUCGAUGAUCCAAUGGAACGGUUAGCCACCAUUGGCAUUAUUCACAACUUCGGGCAAACCCCUCACCAAAUCUUCCAACGACCUCAUGCCCAGAGGGAAGACCAACGACACCGCAUACCCCGUCUAGAUACUCUUGCAGAAUCGCUGACCCAAAUGCCGUUGUCUCUUCUUGACAUUGAGGAGCGAGUAGUUACCCUCUCGAUGAAACAAGACCGUUUGCUGUGUACCUCUGCCCUGAGACUCAACAUACCACCGGCCUAUGAUUACUACAUGGAAUGGGGAUUCUUCGAUGGCAGUGUUCGUUUCUAUGCCGCCGACACUCGCAAGCUUUUGGGCCACUUUGAGCACCUUCAUGUUGGGCAAUUGUCUCAUGCCAGCUUUGCGGAUUCCCGCACCCUUAUCACCUGCGGUAGGGAUUGUACGAUAUCAUUGUGGACGGUCACCGCAACCUCCAAAUCCGUUGAUUUGCAGCCCAUUGGAUCGCUCUUUGGCCAUCGAGCUCCAGUCACUGUCCUCGCAGUUUCGCGAUCCUUCAGCGCUUUGUUGUCUGCCUCUAAUGAUGGACAAAUUAUGCUGUGGGAUCUCAAUCGACGAUCCUUUGUACGACCCCUUCCCGGUGACGGUGCGGUAGAUUGUGCUCGAAUCAACGAUGUCUCUGGAGACAUCAUGGUUUGUCGUGGCAAUCGCUUGACAUUAUAUACCCUCAAUGGCGUCUUGUUGGCUGAUCAAGCAGUCUGUGAGGCGGCAGACGACCACGUCUUGUCCUGCGUCUUCUACGAGGGAGUGCAGAAUGAAUGGCUGGAUCGUGAAUUAUUGUUGACAGGCCACACUCGUGGUGUGGUUAAUAUCUGGAGCAAGAAUAUUCGCGGGGGCCGCUUUGAGCUAGAGUUGAUCCGACAGCUGCAUCAUACCGACAGCAGUCGCGACAAUGGUGCCAAUAUCAGUGCCGGUAUCAGUUGUAUUUUGGCUCUCCCCCACGUGGUCUAUACGGGGGAUGAGGCUGGCCGAGUGUAUGAAUGGAACUGCAUCCAGCGGCGCUGA